This is a messenger RNA of Lindgomyces ingoldianus, 276 nucleotides long. RefSeq names its product ankyrin. The record is from RefSeq and is a predicted model, not a curated record. NCBI's taxonomy places the organism in Eukaryota, Fungi, Ascomycota, Dothideomycetes, Pleosporales, Lindgomycetaceae. Gene Ontology annotation, molecular function: protein binding. The transcript is spliced from 2 exons. The annotation marks the transcript as partial.
GACGAGAACGGGAACACGGCCCUCAUAUGUGCUGCAUCAAGAGGAAUGCCCAAAAUGGUUGAAUUGCUUCUAAAAUUUGGCGCGGACAUCGACGCCCAAAACCACCAUGGAAGAACGGCUCUUAUGGAGGCUGUUUUGUGGGGUCAAUUGGCAAGCGUCAACUAUAUCCUAGACAAAGUCAACGUUGACGCCGAGGAUGAGUACGGACGGACGCCACUAUCAUGGGCAGCCAAGAAUGGACACGAGGCGGUGGUCAAGCUGCUGCUUGAAACUGGU